Messenger RNA from Esox lucius (northern pike), 1013 nucleotides. Its product is annotated as ubiquitin-conjugating enzyme E2 L3. Gene Ontology annotation, molecular function: ubiquitin conjugating enzyme activity. NCBI's taxonomy places the organism in Eukaryota, Metazoa, Chordata, Actinopteri, Esociformes, Esocidae. Gene Ontology annotation, cellular component: nucleus. The record is from RefSeq and is a predicted model, not a curated record. Gene Ontology annotation, biological process: ubiquitin-dependent protein catabolic process; protein polyubiquitination. The transcript is spliced from 4 exons. The coding region runs from base 90 to 554 and encodes 154 amino acids.
UCUGUCAUGCACUUGCGUACUAUUACACGGAGUGAGAGUGGACCAAUUCGAUAUCGCUGUGUAUUCUGGGUACGAACAGUUAUUCCACGAUGGCGGCGAGCAGGAGGCUGCACAAGGAACUUGAUGAAAUCCGCAAGUCUGGAAUGAAAAACUUCCGUAACAUUCAAGUGGAUGAAUCAAAUAUUUUGACUUGGCAAGGCCUCAUUGUUCCAGAUAACCCUCCGUACGAUAAAGGUGCAUUCAGAAUUGAGAUAAUCUUCCCAGCGGAGUACCCAUUUAAGCCCCCCAAGAUCACAUUCAAGACCAAGAUCUACCACCCCAACAUCGACGAGAAGGGACAGGUGUGUCUGCCUGUGAUCAGUGCGGAGAACUGGAAACCAGCCACUAAAACUGACCAAGUGAUCCAGUCCCUGAUUGCCCUGGUCAAUGACCCCCAGCCGGAGCAUCCCCUGAGGGCAGACCUAGCAGAGGAAUACUCUAAGGACCGUAAAAAAUUCUUUAAGAACGCAGAAGAGUUUACAAAGAAACAUGGAGAAAAACGGCCUGUGGACUGAGAACACCUGAGUGUGACUCCCUCCUUCCCCAAGGGCCUUCUUCCUUUUUCUCCCUUUCCAAUUUUCCUGUACACCCCCCUCUGCUCUUUCCCCCUCUCCUGAAAAAUGCCCCCCCCCCAACAUGUACACACAUCCUUCUAGGCCCCCCCCCCCCUCUCCUACUGGGGAAGUAUAUCUCAGCUCCACUUUGCCCUGGCUACAGGACUGUGUUGUGAAUCAGGCAGGUUGUUCACUCUUGGGUGUCAGCUUGUGGCUGUUACUAACUUUCUACUGAUUUCUUAAAUUAUAAAAAUGCCGGAAUUGGGCACAAGAGAGCAAAAGGGAAGAAAAAAAGACAACUGAAAGAAAGAUGUGAUAAAAAUGUUGUUUUUGCUCAACUCAUUCAUGAUUUGUUCACAGAAGUGAUUUGAUUGCUGGUGUAGACCUCUGUAUAAAGAUUGUCAACUGUUUUGAAACCUA